Molecule: messenger RNA, 2713 nt
Organism: Pimephales promelas (fathead minnow)
Lineage: Eukaryota; Metazoa; Chordata; Actinopteri; Cypriniformes; Leuciscidae
Source: RefSeq, a predicted model, not a curated record
ACAUGUGUUUAACCACUGAACCACUGCGGCUUUCGCUUUGAGAGUUGGUGUUUUGGCCACUUUGUUUGAUAAAACAACUAUUGAUAACAAUUUUAUUUAAAUUACUGGGACCAAAAAUGCUGAGAUGGGAUUUGAACCUUAACCUCAGCGCAUCCUUACCUUCACAGAACAUGUGUUUAACCACUGCACCACUGUGGCUUUCACACUGAGAGUUGGUGUUUUGGCCACUUUGUUUGGUAAAACAACUAUUGAUAACAAUUUUAUUUAAAUUACUGGGACCAAAAAUGCUGAGAUGGGAUUUGAACCUUAACCUCAGCGCAUCCUUACCUUCACAGAACAUGUGUUUAACCACUGCACCACUGUGGCUUUCAUGCUGAGAGUUUGUGUUUUGGCCACUUUGUUUGAUAUAACAACUAUUGAUAACAAUUUUAUUUAAAUUAUGGGGACCAAAAAUGCUGAGAUGGGAUUUGAACCUUAACCUCAGCGCAUCCUUACCUUCACAGAACAUGUGUUUUACCACUGAACCACUGCGGCUUUCGCUUUGAGAGUUGGUGUUUUGGUCAGUAGUGCAUAGAUCAGUAGUGCAUAGAUAUAUGCAGCAUAGAUAUAGAACAGUGCUAUAUCUAUGAUGCAUAUAUCUAUGCACUAAUGAGGGGGGCGCCAAGUCCGGAGAAUUCGCGGGGAAUUCGCGGAGAAUUCGGGGACUUGGCGCCCCCAGGUUCCAGCGUCAUUAGUGUAUAGACAUAUGCAGCAUAGAUAUAUACAUGAUAUAUACAUAUCAUGCAUAGAUAUAUGCAGCAUAGAUAUAGCACUGUUCUAUAUCUAUGCUGCAUAUAUCUAUGCACUACUGAUGGGGGCGUAUGCAGCAUAGAUAUCUACACAGUGUCGUCUUUAGUGGCUCAGUGGUAGCAAUACCGGCUCUGAAGCGAGUGGUUGCCGGUUCUGUUCCUACUUCUUCCUACGUUUAGAUGUGCAGUGGUUAAAAACAUGUUCUGUGAAGGUAAGGAUGCGCUGAGGUUAAGGUUCAAAUCCCAGCUAAGCUAUUUUGGUCCCAAUAAUUUAAAUAAAAUUGUUAUCAAUAGUUGUUUUAUCAAACAAAGUGGCCAAAACACCAACUCUCAGCGUGAAAGCCACAGUGGUGCAGUGGUUAAACACAUGUUCUGUGAAGGUAAGGAUGCGCUGAGGUUAAGGUUCAAAUCCCAUCUCAGCAUUUUUGGUCCCAGUAAUUUAAAUAAAAUUGUUAUCAAUAGUUGUUUUAUCAAACAAAGUGGCCAAAACACCAACUCUCAAAGCGAAAGCCGCAGUGGUUCAGUGGUUAAACACAUGUUCUGUGAAGGUAAGGAUGCGCUGAGGUUAAGGUUCAAAUCCCAUCUCAGCAUUUUUGGUCCCAAUAAUUUAAAUAAAAUUGUUAUCAAUAGUUGUUUUAUCAAACAAAGUGGCCAAAACACCAACUCUAAGCGUGAAAGCCACAGUGGUGCAGUGGUUAAACACAUGUUCUGUGAAGGUAAGGAUGCGCUGAGGUUAAGGUUCAAAUCCCAUCUCAGCAUUUUUGGUCCCAGUAAUUUAAAUAAAAUUGUUAUCAAUAGUUGUUUUAUCAAACAAAGUGGCCAAAACACCAACUCUCAAAGCGAAAGCCGCAGUGGUUCAGUGGUUAAACACAUGUUCUGUGAAGGUAAGGAUGCGCUGAGGUUAAGGUUCAAAUCCCAUCUCAGCAUUUUUGGUCCCAGUAAUUUAAAUAAAAUUGUUAUCAAUAGUUGUUUUAUCAAACAAAGUGGCCAAAACACCAACUCUCAAAGCGAAAGCCGCAGUGGUUCAGUGGUUAAACACAUGUUCUGUGAAGGUAAGGAUGCGCUGAGGUUAAGGUUCAAAUCCCAUCUCAGCAUUUUUGGUCCCAAUAAUUUAAAUAAAAUUGUUAUCAAUAGUUGUUUUAUCAAACAAAGUGGCCAAAACACCAACUCUCAGCGUGAAAGCCACAGUGGUGCAGUGGUUAAACACAUGUUCUGUGAAGGUAAGGAUGCGCUGAGGUUAAGGUUCAAAUCCCAUCUCAGCAUUUUUGGUCCCAAUAAUUUAAAUAAAAUUGUUAUCAAUAGUUGUUUUAUCAAACAAAGUGGCCAAAACACCAACUCUAAGCGUGAAAGCCACAGUGGUGCAGUGGUUAAACACAUGUUCUGUGAAGGUAAGGAUGCGCUGAGGUUAAGGUUCAAAUCCCAUCUCAGCAUUUUUGGUCCCAAUAAUUUAAAUAAAAUUGUUAUCAAUAGUUGUUUUACCAAACAAAGUGGCCAAAACACCAACUCUCAGAGUGAAAACCACAGUGGUGCAGUGGUUAAACACAUGUUCUGUAACGGUAAGGAUGCGCUGAGGUUAAGGUUCAAAUCCCAUCUCAGCAUUUUUGGUCCCAGUAAUUUAAAUAAAAUUGUUAUCAAUAGUUGUUUUAUCAAACAAAGUGGACAAAACACCAGCUCUCAGAGUGAAAACCACAGUGGUGCAGUGGUUAAACACAUGUUCUGUGAAGGUAAGGUUCAAAUCCCAGCUAAGCUAUUUGUCCACCAUAUUUUAAAUACAAUUGUUAUCAUUAGUUUUUUUUAUCAAACAAAGUGGCCAAAACACCAACUCUCAGAGUGAAAGCCACAGUGGUGCAGUGGUUAAACACAUGUUCUGUGAAGGUAAGGAUGCGCUGAGGUUAAGGUUCAAAUCCCAGCUCAGCAUUUUUUGU